AUGGCGACAUGUUCGUGGAGGAGUGACGGAGUGAGUUCUGUGCCACCUCUGCCCAUGGGACCGGUGCUCUCAGUGCUGGGUAAUGCUGCGGUCCUGCUGACCUCAGCACUGCGGCCGACUCACCUCAAGGCCCCGGAGCUCCUGACAGUCAACCUGGCUGUGACGGACAUCGGCAUGGCUCUCAGCAUGUACCCCCUAUCCAUUGCCUCGCUCUUCAACCACGCCUGGAUUGGAGGGAAUUCCUCCUGCCUCUACUAUGGCCUGAUGGGGAUGAUCUUCGGCACGGCCAGCAUCAUGACCCUGGCUGUCAUGGGGUUGGUACGAUACCUGGUGACAGGAAACCCACCUAAAACAGGCAACAAGUUCCAGCGUCGGACCAUCACCAUGGUGAUCAGUGUGAUCUGGCUGUACUCUGGACUGUGGGCUGUGUUCCCUCUACUGGGAUGGGGUGGCUACGGACCGGAGCCCUUCGGGGUGGCCUGCUCCGUGGACUGGGCCAGUUACCAAGACUCCCUGAACCGUUCCACCUUCAUCAUGUCUCUGUCUAUCCUCUGCACCUUCAUCCCCUGCCUCGUCAUCCUCUUCUCCUAUUUCGGCAUAGCCUGGAAACUCCACAAGGCCUACCAGGCCAUCCAAAGCAGCGACUUCCACUACGGACACAUCGAGAGGAAGGUCACUCUGAUGGCGGUGUUGAUCAGCUCUGGGUUCAUCGUAGCCUGGUCUCCCUACGUGGUGCUCAGCUUUUGGAGUAUGUUCCACAACAAGGGGAAGGACAGCCUGGCCCCCGUGGUCUCCCUGCUGCCCUGCCUGUUCGCUAAAGGUUCCACGGCCUACAACCCUUUCAUCUACUACAUCUUCAGACGCUCCUUUAGACGCCAGCUGCGCCAGCUCCAGGUCCAGAUCUGCUGCUCUGCCCAACCAGACUCACCUUCGUGUAGGGAGACAGGAGAGGGCAGGCAGAGUGUAAGGUCUGACCUACUACAGAGCUUUCCGGAUGAUAAGAAUAGAGCUCCCUUGGUGGGGAAGUUGGGAACUGCGGUGCUGGAAAGAGUCUGAGAAAGAGCUGACAAGCUCCUGUUAAAAAAGUAUUGGAACACGGCCUGUUUGAACAUUGGUCCGUACCCAUCAAAGGGUUAAGACUGUGUGUGUGCGUUAAAGGGUCACAAAUGGAUGGGGUGCGAGUUAAUCCACUGUGUUUCUUCACUGUCAUUCUAGCACACACUACUAGGUCAUAGCCUCAUCCUCGCCACGUCACUUACAAAGUAACACUUUACUUGAAGUCAACAGACAAAAUGUAUUAUGAUGCAGUCAUAAGACACAUCACAUAUUAUAAUCAUUGUAAUAAGGUUUUAUAAGGGCUCAUACAUGUUUAUAAAAAAGUUGUAAAGCAUUGUGUUUUUUGGCUUGAAGUUAAAGGAAUAUCAUGUAGAAUGAAGCCCCCUAAAGGAAACUGGGUGAAUUGCAACAACAUUUGCAAUUCUA
Molecule: messenger RNA, 1482 nt
Organism: Oncorhynchus keta (chum salmon)
Lineage: Eukaryota; Metazoa; Chordata; Actinopteri; Salmoniformes; Salmonidae
Product: opsin-5
Exons: 4
Coding region: 1-1056 (351 amino acids)
Biological process (GO): G protein-coupled receptor signaling pathway
Cellular component (GO): membrane
Molecular function (GO): G protein-coupled receptor activity
Source: RefSeq, a predicted model, not a curated record